Solea solea (common sole) is the source of this 5891-nucleotide messenger RNA. RefSeq names its product period circadian clock 1b (gene per1b). Gene Ontology annotation, biological process: circadian regulation of gene expression; entrainment of circadian clock by photoperiod; negative regulation of transcription by RNA polymerase II. Gene Ontology annotation, molecular function: transcription cis-regulatory region binding; transcription corepressor binding. Gene Ontology annotation, cellular component: nucleus; cytoplasm. The transcript has 20 exons. Lineage: Eukaryota; Metazoa; Chordata; Actinopteri; Pleuronectiformes; Soleidae. The coding region runs from base 657 to 4961 and encodes 1434 amino acids. The record is from RefSeq and is a predicted model, not a curated record.
ACUAGUGUUGGAGGGAGGGGAAAAACACGUACACACACACGCUCACAAAAUGUCUACAGAGCAGUGAUCGAAACAGUGACAGUUGAUGCCACCGGGAUUUAUGCUGUUUCUGUGAGGUUUUCCAGUAUUUUGCUGUGGAAUUUCGAAGCUGUUAUCGUGUUGAAGCGUCUUUUUAGGUGAACUUUAGCACCCAGAGCAACACAUCUCAGAGGACACGAAGAGACCAGAUACAGAGUGAAGAUACUGUUGGCUUUCAUCAGAAGCCAUUUUUCUCACUCUCUCUCACAAGCUCUCAUCCCAUCUGUUGAAGCACUUGAGCCAAGAUUGUUUCAUAACCACAGAUUUCAUCAGUUGUCUACACUUCUGAGUGACACUUGUUCCUCCAAACACUUGAAGAGUAUUUGUUGCCUUUUUGGUUAUUUGGAUCAGUUUUCAAAUAUCAAAAACCCUCAAAGAAGGGUUUACUGCCCAGAACUCUUUCCUUUUACACGUUUUUGAAUCAGGACAUGAAUUUCUCUCCUUAGUUCUUUAAAAUUUACCAACAAACAACUAUGAUUUAUCUGUGGAUACAUAGUCCCACUUAAAUUUAGGCCUUUCCUUAUUUUCCUCCUCGGCUGACACUUUACCAAGCUGUAUCAGCCUCAUCCUACUCUAGUAUGAGUUAUGAGAACUCUACAUCAAUGCCCAGCAGCAACACUCGAGGGCGAGUGGCUGAUGAGAAAGACAAUGACCAGGAAGCUGAAUCAGAAGGGUUAAACUGUCUGAAAAUAAGCAGUGGUCAGCGCAGCACCAGUGAUGCCACUUCAGAGCAGGGGAGUGCAACAGGUGGAGGUUCGUCUCCCAGCAGUGGGUCGGGAUCUGGAGGUCUCUCUGGAGACCAAAGAGCGUCCAACUCGGAUGAUAUGGACGGUCUCUCCAGUGGGAAUGACUCUGGGGAGAGGGAGAGCGAGGGUGGCAUGGAGCGAGAUAAUGGGUCACGUGGACGCCAGUCAACACGCAGUUUCCAAACCUCCUCAAAUGGGAAGGACUCUGGCAUGAUGAUGGAAACGACAGAGAGCAACAAAAGCACCAACUCCCAGAGCCUCUCACCCCCCAGCGGCUCCCUGGCCUACAGCCUGCUGUCGACCAGCUCGGAGCACGAUCCCCCCUCCACCUCUGGUUGCAGCAGCGACCAGUCGGCGAGGGUCCAGACCCAGAAAGAGCUGAUGAAGUCCAUCAAGGAGCUGAAGCUGCGUCUCCCAGCUGAGCGCAAGACUAAGGGUCACUCCAGCACUCUAAAUGCGCUCAAAUAUGCACUUCAGUGCGUCAAACAAGUCAGAGCAAACCGGGAGUACUACCACCAGUGGAGUGUGGAGGAGUGUCACGGCUGCAGUCUGGACUUGUCCACCUUCACAUUUGAGGAGCUUGAUAACAUCACCUCCGAAUACACCCUCAAAAACACAGACACGUUCUCUAUGGCUGUGUCAUUCUUGACAGGGAAGGUGGUAUAUGUAUCACCUCAGGGAUCAUCUGUGCUGCGUUGCAAACCCGAGUGUCUUCAGGGGUCGGUGUUUUCUGAGCUUUUGGCCCCACAGGAUGUCAGUACCUUCUACAGUGGGACAGCACCUUGCCGCCUCCCGUCCUGGGCCUCCUGCAUCGGGUCUGCCUCUCCAGUGGACUGCACUCAGGAGAAGUCUAUGUUCUGUCGGAUAAGUGCUGACCGGAAGCACGGUUGCGAGAUGCGCUACUACCCGUUCCGCCUCACACCAUACCAGCUCACACUUAGAGACUCAGAUGCUGCUGAACCACAGCCCUGCUGCCUGCUGAUUGCAGAGAGGGUCCACUCUGGAUAUGAAGCUCCUCGCAUCCCUCUGGACAAGAGGAUCUUCACCACCAGUCACACUCCUAGCUGCCUGUUCCAGGAGGUCGAUGAGAGGGCUGUGCCAUUGUUGGGAUACCUGCCUCAGGACCUGGUGGGAACCCCCAGUCUGCUCUAUAUCCACCCCGAGGACAGGCCCAUAAUGGUGGCCAUACAUGAGAAAAUCUUAAAGUUUGCAGGCCAGCCAUUUGACCAUUCUCCCCUGAGGAUGUGUGCCCGCAGCGGGGAGUAUCUGACAAUCGACACCAGCUGGUCUUCCUUUGUCAACCCCUGGAGCCGCAAGGUGGCGUUUAUCGUGGGGCGACACAAAGUCCGAACGAGCCCUCUCAAUGAAGACGUAUUCACUAUGCCGCAGAAUCUUGAGAGUCGGGUCACCACGCCAGACGUCGUCCAGCUGAGCGAGCGGAUCCACCGGCUCCUGGUGCAGCCGGUGCACAGCGGCAGCUCUCAGGGCUACAGCUCGCUCGGGUCCAGUGGGUCACGGGGCUCCCGUCGGUCCCACCAACAGCACCCGAGUGCCUCAGCCGCCUCAUCCAGCGACAGCAAUGGCCCCGCCAUGGAUGAAGCUGCUGCUGUCGUUCUGCACAAACCUAUGACGUUCCAGCAAAUCUGCAAAGAUGUUCACAUGGUCAAAUCUAAUGGACAGCAGGUUUUCAUAGAGUCUCGUAACCGACCAACUCCAAGAAAAAACACCAGCUCAGGCACAACUGUCAAAGCCAUCUGCAGCGACCCCAUCAGAGGUCUGAUAGCAGAUUUGACCAGACCACCCAAAGCCUUGGUCCCUGCACCGCUUAUUCAGAAGGAGCCGCCCACUGGCUACUCCUACCAGCAGAUCAACUGUCUCGACAGCAUUAUUCGGUACUUGGAGAGCUGCAACAUUCCUAACACAGUUAAAAGGAAGUGUGGCUCCUCCUGCACCGCUUCCUCUACGUCUGAUGACGACAAACAAGAGGCUUGCGGCAACAACAAAGGUGGUUCAGUUAGCAUCGUAGGUGAACCACCUCUGCCCCCCCUGACCAUGGCCACAAAGGCAGAGAGUGUAGCCUCAGUCACGUCGCAGUGUAGCUUCAGCAGUACUAUCGUGCAUGUGGGAGACAAGAAGCCUCCCGAGUCAGACAUAGUAAUGGAGGAGGCUCCAACUCCUACACAAGCCCUUACUACUACUACAACAACAACAACACCAACUCCUCCCCACAGCAGCGCACGACAUGCUGCACACACGGCCAUCACUCCUCCAUCGCUGCCACCCCCUCCUCCCCCACAGUCUCUCCCGCAAAACUCACAGCCGGAGAGGGACAGUCGAAGGAGUGGAAACGUUUGUGGCAGCGGAGGUGUAGGAGGAGGCCGAGGUCUGACAAAGGAGGUGCUGUCUGCCCACACGCAGCAGGAGGAGCAGGCGUUCCUCGACCGCUUCAAGGACCUCAGCAAGCUGCGGGUUUUCGAUCAGACGGCAUCGUCGACGGUGCGAUGCCACGCCCCAGCUGGCAACCCUCUGUCACGAGGAGUGCGCUGUUCCCGGGAUUACCCUGCUGCAGGAGGCAGCACCGGUCACAGACGAGGCCGCGGAGGAAAAAGACUCAAACACCAGGAGUCAUCUGACCAGCACAGCUCUCUGGGUCGGAGCGUGAACCACCAAGACCCCAGGAUCAACCCAGCCCCCAUGCCCUUCAACAUGCCCCAUGGACCCCCAACAAACUCCUCCUCCUGGCCGUCUGUAGGCUCCCAGGCCAGCAUUCCCUCUGCCCCAUUCGCCCCCGGGAUGCUUCCAAUCUACCCCGUUUACCCACCGCUCGCACAGCCAUUGCCCAUCCCAGACCCUUCGCGCUUCCCCGCUACCCAAAUAGUUCCUCCCAUGAUGGCCCUCGUUCUGCCAAACUACAUGUUCCCCCAGAUGGGAGCACCCAUCGCUCAGCCAGGUGCCACCCCUGGACACUUCUACAAUCCUAACUUCACACCUUACCCCAACAUCGCACCAGCCGCUGUCCCCACCGUCAUCCCCAACCCACUGCCGAUUCCAGGCACCUGCGUCCCGUCUCGUAGCAGCACACCACAGUCCUACACUCAGACGCCUGCCGACCGCGACGGCGCAGAGUCCCCUCUCUUCCACUCCCGAUGCUCCUCCCCACUCAACUUGUUGCAGCUUGAGGAAUCACCAAGCAACCGGUUAGAGGCGGCCACGGCACUGGUGGCAUCACAACAAACCACGCCUUCUGCACAGGGCGGGGCAGCUGGGGUACAGAGCUUAGCCAACCAGGGAAGCUCUGACGAUACGUCCAAGGAGAAUGGUGAAGCUAAUGAGUCCAACAACGAUGCGAUGUCCACCUCCAGCGACCUGCUGGACCUGCUGCUGCAGGAGGACUCCCGCUCAGGAACCGGCUCAGCUGCUUCUGGUUCAGGUUUCUCUGGAACUAGGUCCUCAGGUUCAGGCUCUGGGUCCAACGGAUGCAGCUCCUCUGGCACCAGCGGCAUCAGCAGAAGUCAAGACAGCCACACGAGCAAGUACUUUGGCAGCAUCGACUCAUCAGAGAAUGACCACUCUCGCAAACAUCCAGCAGGGGGCAGCAGCAGCGCUGGGGGAGACGGAGGCGAGGAACAGUUCAUCAAGUGUGUCCUCCAGGACCCCAUCUGGCUACUGAUGGCCAACACUGACGACAAGGUCAUGAUGACCUAUCAGCUGCCCGUCAGGGACAUGGAGACGGUGCUGCGAGAAGAUCGCGAAGCUUUGAGGAACAUGCAGAAACACCAGCCGCGCUUCUCAGAAGAGCAGAAGAGAGAGCUGAGCCAAGUUCACCCCUGGGUGCGCACAGGACGCCUGCCGCGAGCCAUCAACCUCUCUGGCUGUACGGGCUGCAAGUCUCCACCCUCUGUGCCUCCCGCCGCCCCCUUUGAUGUGGAGAUCCACGAGAUGGAGCUGUGUGGCACGCUGAAGCCUCAGCAGGAUAGUGUCGGCAGAGGCUGCAAGAAAAACCUCUCAGAAACGGCCAUGGAUGAAGUUCAUCCAGACGAUGAAGAGGAGGAGGCGGCAGAAGAGAAAGGAACCACAACACAAGACAACAACCAGGACAUGACGGCAGUGGCUGUGGAGGAGAAGACAGAGCCGUAGCCGCGGGGGAGUCAACAACUCACUACGGUGGUGGCCAAAGACAAAACAUCAUCAUGAACUUUUUUAGACAUGAUGUGCAGAGAACGCGCACUUUCAAAGGCUGAUUUCACCUUUACACAGUGUAAGACGUUUAAAACGGGCUCUGCUGGGACAUUAAAAGGUUUCUUGCUUGUUGGGACAGGCAGGAAACUUGGCCGAGUUGAUUCUUUACAGAGUCGGACUUUGAUGGCGGCACACCAGGCAUGUUGUAGGACUGCAAAUCCAAAUGCCUUGGAAACCACACGACACACUCGGAUUUAGGGAGUGAAGCAGGACAUUUCUGUUUUCUCUCAGCUGUUCUGUUCUUGUGGUUUUUAGCAUAUUUAUUUAAGUUGUAAAAUAAAACGGGACUCAAGUGAAUGUGUUGAAGAAGAAGACGACGGCGCCUUUACAUGAAGAUGGAUGUGCUUCACCACAGUGUCCUCUCCCCUUGAUGUUUAUAUCUCUCCUGUUCAGGGUUCACCUGUGACUUUUACCUUUUAGACCACUUCUCUUUUAUUGCUGAAUUGAAUUAUAGGACGAACUAUCAACGUUCAUCCAACAGAGAAAAUGUACAGUGAGGAGCAGGUUAUUUUCUAAACAUGUUUAUUUUUAUAUUUUUCUGGUUCCAGGUUUGAUGGCCCAAAAAGAGUGAUUAUACUGUACACAAAAUAAAAAAAAAUCCAGGAUGUAAAGUCGUAUUUGUUACCAGUUCAUGUUUUGCUGUGACCGUACAAUCUAGUGCAAAGUACCUUAAUUAUGGGGCAGCAUGGCAAUCUACAGGAGUCUGCGCGUGAGAUUGUGCAUGCGAGUGAGGAACACUUCCUCACAGGAGCCGCGGCUCCUUCAGCAAAGAGGGAGACAUUUUGUGUCGCCAGUACUUGCACAUGGUCACAAGAGGAUUCAGAAAGA